Diaporthe citri is the source of this 1149-nucleotide messenger RNA. RefSeq lists its product as uncharacterized. Gene Ontology annotation, molecular function: hydrolase activity, hydrolyzing O-glycosyl compounds. Gene Ontology annotation, biological process: carbohydrate metabolic process. The transcript is spliced from 3 exons. Bases 1 to 1149 code for a protein of 382 amino acids. Lineage: Eukaryota; Fungi; Ascomycota; Sordariomycetes; Diaporthales; Diaporthaceae. The record is from RefSeq and is a predicted model, not a curated record.
AUGUGGCCCUCAAUCCCCAAUAUCGUCACCGCCAGGGUGAGCAGAACCCUCCUGGUGCUCACCAUAGUACUGCUGGUUCAGCAUGCCGCGGCCGACUGCGAGUGCGGCUACUCGGCCACGGUCAGCAACUCCUCCUCGGGCAGCCCCCAGCAGGAGGAGACCUUCGUCUUCACCGACCUCAUAGAGGCCAACUUCCCCAACAUCAGCGACGUCUCCAAGAACACGGACUGGGUGCGGCAGGAGUUCAACACCAGCGCGGCACAGGCGCGGGGAACCUAUGGCCAGAUGUUCGCCGUGGACAACGUCGAGACGAAGGAAGAGGCUGACGGCCUCCAGAUCACCGUCAGGAGCGGUGUGGUGGAGGGGAUGCUGAGCGGGGGCGAGAUCGACUCGGCGCGGCUGGACGUGUCGUAUGGCUCGUUCAGGAGCAGCUUGAGGCUGACUGAUGUGGCCGGGACGGUCUCUGCCUUUUUCUGGUACUUCAACGACACCCAAGAAAUCGACAUGGAGUUCCUCUCCAAGGACUUCCGCACAGAAAACUCCAGCUACCCAGUCCACCUCGUCCUCCAGUCCCCAGCCGCCGCAAAAGCCGGGUUCGACGCGUCAGGAACCCCGGGCCACGCGGUGGCCAACCUCCCCUUCGACCCCCGCGCCGGCUUCCACGAGUACCGCUUCGACUUCGUACCCGGCCGCGUCGCCUUCUACGCCGACGGCGCGGCGCUGGCGGUCCUGGACGACCGGGACUCGGUGCCCGCGGCGUCGUCGGCCGGGCACCUCGCCCUGAACCAGUGGAGCAACGGCAACGCGCUGUGGUCCGGGGGCCCGCCGGCCCGGGACGCGGCCAUGGAGGUGCGGUACGUCAAGGCGUACUUCAACAGCUCCGACGGGGCGAGGGUGCGCGACGCCGCGGCGAGGUGCGCGGACCCCGCGGCUGCUGGGGCGGUCUGCGCGGUCCCGGCUGUCACGGAGGGGGAUGACGGCGCGGCUGGGUUCUUCUUCACGGGGCAGAAGAACAUGACCGGUAACCAGACGGUGUCUGAUGAUAAUGGCGUGAGUGGUGGAGAUGAGGACGGGACUGUUGGUGUGCGGGUGACGUGGAUGUCGGUUGGCUUGUCUCUCCUGGUGGCUGGCUGGGGAGUGUUCCCCUGA